AUGGAUGUAUUGUCGAUACAAAUAGUGGGGUCCUAUUUCAAAGAGUUGAGAGACAUUGAGAGGUAUGUGAUGGUAAGUAGAAAGUAUGGGAGAAGUGUGAGAACAAGUAAAUAUCCUAGUCUAAUCCCAUAUAGUAAAGAAUUUAAAGAAGUAUUUCCAAUGGUGACUUCAGUGAUAAUAAACAACCGGAGUAUUGAGAGAAUGGGUGAACUAAUAUGGCAAGAAGGUCUAGAGGGAAUCAGAGGGAUAGAGAUUGAGAUAGACGAAGAAACACCAGAAGAGGCUAUUUGCAUAGGACCAGAAAUAUUUGGGAAGAUACAAGGAAUAAGCAUUAAAAAGGGAAGACGUACAAGGAAUGUAUAUUUAAUAAUGAAUGAAAUAGGGAUGUUUAGUAAUUUACGACGAUUAGAAAUAGGAAGUGAGUUGGUCAUGUGGAAAAAUGAUGGAGAAAGAAGAACUGAAGAAGAAAUUGGGGAGAUGAUUGGUAGGUCAUAUCUAAAGAUGAUAAUCAUACACCAUUUUGAUAUAGUAGAACAUGAAAUCAUUAAAGAGGUAAUAGGAAGGUGGCGGGGUCAAGGCAUUUGUUAUUUAAAGAAAGGAAUAGAGUCAGGGAUUGUACAGAAAAACAUAGCAAAUACACCACGAAAUAUGCUUUAUUUUUUAACAAAUAAAAAAAUAACUGAUGAAGAUGUAAAGUUAUUAUCAACACAAAUAGUCUUAUAUAAGAAAGUAAUUAAAGGAAUAACAAUGACCAAACCUACAAAAGAGAUUGCACAAUGGAGGUCAAUCUUUGUGUUAUAUGGGAUUACUUGUUUUGGAAUAGGAAAUUGUACAGCAGACAAAGGGCAUAAAAUUUUUUUUAAGUUACCAUUGAUAAAAAAGGUAGAGUUAAAAGGUGAGUUAAUUCAACGACCUUGGUUCUUCCAGUCUCUUGAAAGUCUUAGGUUUAAAGAAGAAAUAGAAGGAGGAAGAGAAAAACGAAGUAAAAUGAUUUGGACAUAUGACAUAUUUCAGACUCUGAGAAGAAUGAAAUUGUAUUGUAGUAUUGAAACAAUGAUAUCAAUUAAAUUACCAAGUGGAUUAGAAAGUCUCAAAGUAGUUUUUCAAGGAGAGGGAAGAUUAGAGGAUGAAUGGAGACUAGAACAGAUACAACUAAAAGAAUUAAAGAUGAGCAAUCUUGAUAAGGAAGCACCUAUUUAUCUUCCAAGUACCUUAGAAAGGAUAGGUAUCAAGAAUAUAAAGGACAAAUACUAUGAUCUAUAUAGACUCUAUGAGUAUAAAGAAUUAAAAAGAAUUAAGGUUAAGGAAUGUAAUGACAUGCAACGAUUGUUAAUACCUGAUAAAGUUGAAGAAAUCAUUGUCAAAGGAUGCAAUAAACUUGAAGAAAUAUAUAAGAUAGAAGAGAAGAAGGAAAUAAGAAAAAUGAAAAUAGUAGAUUGUCGAAAGUUAAAAAUUAAGGGAAUCCCAGACAAGGUAGAAGAAUUAACUAUAAGAUAUUGUGAUAGUAUAAGGAAAGUGGAGGUCAAAGGAAGAAAGGAGAUGAGUCAUGUUGAAAUAAGUAGCAGACUAGAGGAGUUGACAAUCAUGGCAAAGGUUAAAGGGUUAAUACUAAGAAUGCCGAAGGAAGGGAUUGAUGAGGAUAAAAGUUAUAUUAAUGUAGAAGGAGAAAUGAGAAGUAUGGAAAUCGAGUGGGAUAAGAAAAAUAUAAAAUAUCCACAAAGAAUUAAAGAACUAAGAAUUAAAGGAAUAGAGGGAAUGGAGAAUUUUGAAGGGCUUCCUGACAAGAACCUCCGAACUCUAGUGAUUAACAAUGUAAGUGCAAGACAAGGGAUAAGUAUUCCAACUAGUUUAGUAGAACUUCAAAUAGAAAAUUCUAAAAUCGGGAAUUUGUAUUCCUUGAAAAAUUGCCACUACUUAACAUCAAUAGAAAUGCAAAACUGUGAGGAUAUUAGUACAAUUUCAAUCCCGUAUAAUGUUUUAAUGAUCAAAUUAAAGACUUUACCAUCAUUAACAGGAUUAAUUCAUAUACCAAAUUCGCAACUCAAAUCAAUGGAAAUAGAAAAUUGUACAUCAAUUGAAGUCUUACAAACACCGUUUUCAUUGAAGACACUAAUAUGUAAAUCUUGUUAUAACCUAGGAACAUUUUUAAAUCUAAACAUCACAAAAAUUGUAUACUUCGAGUUAUCAAAUAACUCAAAGAUCAAAGUAAUCAACCUUCCACUCACUGUUUGUUAUCUUUCGAUCAAUGCAUGUUAUUGUCUUAGUUCAAUAGCUGGGUUAGAUUCAUUAUAUACAUGCUAUUACUUACGUAUUACACAUUGUCCCACAUUAACUACUUGUACAAUUCCACAAACUGUUAGGCUUUUUGAGAUCAGCCAGAACGCUUUUGAAAUUGCUUAUUGA
Messenger RNA from Entamoeba dispar SAW760, 2403 nucleotides. RefSeq lists its product as uncharacterized. The transcript has a single exon. The record is from RefSeq and is a predicted model, not a curated record. Bases 1 to 2403 code for a protein of 800 amino acids. Lineage: Eukaryota; Evosea; Mastigamoebida; Endamoebidae.